AUGCCCGUCAACCGCACUACUCUCCACCGGGCAAUGAUCUGGCCACGCCGACGAACAACACCACCAUGGCCCUCGCGAACAUGUCUCAGGGACGAAGCCAAAACCACAGUCUCCAUCCUCCUCAGCUUGUGCAUGGGCGCCUCGACACUGGCAACAAUCACCUUUGCCAACGCGGCCGCAGAAACGACGGGGGACCAAGCCCUCAUGUCGGGCCUCUCCAUCAUACUGGGUCUCGCGCAAUGGGGUUGCGCCAUGAUCUUUGGCCUCCACAAAUGCAUCCGUCCCCCGCCGGGGCAAACGGGCAACUUGGUGCUCUUAUACCCCGCCACGUGGGUUGCCAUGCAGGCCGUCUGCUUCGUCGCCGUCCAGUACAUGUGGCAGCGCGACUGGUCGCAGGUCACCAAGAACGCGGCCGUCACGUGGAUGGUUGUGAGUCUGGGGACCGUUGCACUUUGGACACAUGUCAUUCUCUGUCUGCUGGCCAAGAGAUAUCUUACAAAGAGAACGACGCGGCAUGCAGCGAGACCGGCUGAUCCGGCACCGGCGGUGCAGAUGGUGGUGAGAGACCGAAUCGCUGAUAUAGAGGAGGCUGUGAGCCCAGUUCAAGCUCCGCCAUACGUUGCUGUGAGGGAAGUGAAGAACGAGAACGUGCGCUUGGGCUGA
This is a messenger RNA of Colletotrichum orchidophilum, 663 nucleotides long. RefSeq lists its product as uncharacterized. The record is from RefSeq and is a predicted model, not a curated record. The transcript has a single exon. Bases 1 to 663 code for a protein of 220 amino acids. Lineage: Eukaryota; Fungi; Ascomycota; Sordariomycetes; Glomerellales; Glomerellaceae.